AUGCGUUUGUUGGUGACAUUGCUGGUGGUGGCCGUCGGACUGUGCGGCCAUGGCGGACUAGCGGAGGACCCUUACCAUUUCUACGAAUGGAACGUCUCCUACGGCACGGUUGCGCCGCUGGGUGUGGCGCAGCCGGUGAUCCUCAUCAACGGCCAGUUCCCGGGGCCUAAGAUCAACUGCACUUCCAACAACAACAUCCUUGUCAACGUCUUCAACAACCUGGACGAGCCCCUCAUCAUCACCUGGUCCGGAAUCCAGCACCGGAAAAACAGCUGGCAGGACGGCACGCCAGGGACAAUGUGCCCCAUUGCUCCCGGGACCAACUAUACCUACAAAUUCCAGCCCAAGGACCAGAUCGGCACCUACUUCUACUUCCCCACCACCGGCCUGCAGAGGGCCGGCGGCGGCAUUGGGAUGUUGCAGGUGCUCAGCCGUGAUCUGAUCCCCGUGCCAUUCGAUCCACCGGCAGACGACUACGCAAUCGUUCUCGGGGAUUGGUACAGAAAAGGGCACAAUACCCUGCAGAGGAUCCUGGACUCCGGUCGCUCCAUCGGCAGGCCUGACGGAAUCCAGAUCAAUGGAAAGUCCGGCAAGGUCGGGGACGCGGCAGCCGAGGCGAUGUUCGUGAUGGAGGCGGGGAAGACGUACAGGUACAGGGUCUGCAAUGUGGGGAUGAGAUUGUCGGUCAAUUUCAGGUUCCAGGGGCAUUCGAUGAAGCUGGUGGAGAUGGAGGGAUCCCACACGGUGCAGAACGUCUACGACUCGCUCGACCUCCACGUCGGCCAGUGCGCGUCGGUGCUCGUCGUCGCCGAUCAGACCCCUAAGGACUACUACUUCGUCGCCUCCAGCAGGUUCUUCAAGGACGCUCUCUCCUCCGUGGCGGUUAUCAGGUACAAAGGCAGCAACGCGCCGCCGUCGCCUAAGCUUCCGCCACCGCCGCCGGAGAACACGGAGGGAAUCGCCUGGUCGAUCAACCAAUUCCGGUCGUUCAGGUGGAAUUUGACGGCCAGCGCCGCCCGCCCAAAUCCUCAGGGAUCGUACAAGUACGGGAAGAUCAACAUCACCCGCACAAUCAAAAUCGUCAAUUCGCGGUACGAAUCCAACGGGAAAUUGAGAUUCGGCGUCAAUGGCGUCUCCCACGUGGACGACAAGGAGACUCCGCUGAAGCUGGCGGAGUACUUCGGAUUGGCAGACAAAGUGUUCGCCUACGACCUGGUGAAGGACGAGCCGCCGGCGGGGCACGAAAUUAAGCCGGUGGUGGCUCCGAGCGUGGUGAACGCAACUUUCAAGGGUUUCGUGGAGUUCAUUUUCGAGAACCACGAGAAGACAAUCCAGAGCUGGCACCUGGACGGGUACUCGUUCUUCGCGGUGGCGAUCGAGGCGGGGAAGUGGAGCCCGGAGAAGAGGAAGAACUACAACCUAGUGGACGCGGUGAGCAGGAACACGAUCCAAGUGUACCCUGGGACGUGGGCGGCGGUGAUGACGACGCUGGACAACGCCGGAAUGUGGAACCUGAGGUCGGAGAUGAGGGAGAGAGCGUACCUGGGGCAGCAGCUCUACAUCAGCGUCCUCUCGCCGGAGAGAUCUCUGAGAGAUGAGUAUAACAUUCCUCCCACGCAGCAGCUCUGCGGCAUCGUCAAGAAUCUCCCGCCGCCCGCUCCCUACACUUAA
Andrographis paniculata is the source of this 1671-nucleotide messenger RNA. RefSeq names its product L-ascorbate oxidase homolog. NCBI's taxonomy places the organism in Eukaryota, Viridiplantae, Streptophyta, Magnoliopsida, Lamiales, Acanthaceae. The transcript has a single exon. Gene Ontology annotation, molecular function: oxidoreductase activity; copper ion binding. The coding region runs from base 1 to 1671 and encodes 556 amino acids. The record is from RefSeq and is a predicted model, not a curated record.